Molecule: messenger RNA, 1119 nt
Organism: Prunus armeniaca (apricot)
Lineage: Eukaryota; Viridiplantae; Streptophyta; Magnoliopsida; Rosales; Rosaceae
Source: the annotation of a GenBank genome assembly
AUGGGCUCCAGUCGACCGUUGAACAUAUUGGCUGAUUCACAGCCUAAUGUGCGGAGAUUGGGCAUCAACUCCAUCCCGAAUUGGCAAGUUAUAGAGCAAGUCUUCCAUGAGCAAUUCUAUCGACCGGAGUCGGAAGUCUCGAUGGAUGACUUGGCAAAGAGAAGCCAGAAGCCAAGUCAGUCGGUCCAAGAAUACUUGGGGCGGUUUAGAGAAGCAAGGGCUAGGUGUACUGUCAAUAUGCCGGAGCACGAGUUUGCAAAAUUGGCCCAAGGAGGAUUGUUGCUUGACCUCCGAAAGAAAUUCAAAGGAAUUGAGUUCCGUGACAUUUAUGAUCUUUUAGUUCGGGUGGGCCGUUACGAAGCUCUUCUAAAGGAGGAGCAACAAAAAGGGCGGCCGGCACCUCGGCCGACAUUUUAUAGGGUUUCAACCAAACUUUCCGGGUCUAGGACUACGACGGUCCAAGCAGUAGACAUUGAAGACAUAGAUAAGGAAGAAAGAGGUGAUGACGUUUACUUUGAGGAAGAAGAAGAGUCAGCUGAGGUAAACUUGGCCAAGAUUAUGGCCAAUGGGCCAUAUGUGUGCAAGGCUUUAUCUAAAGCCUCCAAAGAUCAAAGGUCGACAACGGCCCAAGUUUCCAAGUUUAGUGGAACCUCCCAAAAGGCGGUCGUGUUUCACAAUGUGUGGUCUUAUACGGCUAACAGUUGUUUGGUUUUUCGGAAUGCCGUGCAAGAUCUCAUCGAUCGGAAGAUCUUGAAAUUUCGAGAGAAAGCUACAAUGGGCGUUGACCAUAAUCCUUUCCCAAAUGCUCAAGUCAACAUGGUGAACACUAACUUCCCAAGGCCAGACCAACCUAGGCCAAGGUUGGACUUGGGUGGCUUAGCAAAGGCUAUGGCAGAUAGAAAGUCAAGGGAGAUUCCGACGGACCCUAAGGCAAAGGGCAAGGCCAAAAUAUAUCCUAAGGUGACCAAGGUUCCCGCGACAAAAGUUUCAACCAAGGAAAAACCUCCAAAGGCCAUUGUGUUAUGCAGUCGGUGCCAAUGUGAAGUGACUCUCGAAGUGGUUCCGCCAAAGCCCAAGAAGCCAACUAAGGAACCCACCAAGGGGCUGAUUAAGGAGUAA